Molecule: messenger RNA, 2076 nt
Organism: Ictalurus punctatus (channel catfish)
Lineage: Eukaryota; Metazoa; Chordata; Actinopteri; Siluriformes; Ictaluridae
Product: endonuclease domain-containing 1 protein
Exons: 5
Coding region: 557-1462 (301 amino acids)
Molecular function (GO): nucleic acid binding; metal ion binding; hydrolase activity
Source: RefSeq, a predicted model, not a curated record
ACACACACACAAGCGCGCGCGCAGGGAAGGAACAGGAAAGUGGCUAACUUCAGCCAGACUGUGUUCAUCAGCUUUUCUCAGCACCAGAAUAAGGUGAAAAUAAUUCACAACAGGGUGGUAUGAUGCAGGUGAAGUGAAGGGGAAUUACUGUCACCACCAUGAAGGCUGAGACAGUGGGCAGUGCUGAUGUGUAACAAAAGGACAUUAGCUUGUUCUUCACCACAACUACAUCAUGUGACAAGUGUAUGUGACAGCAGUGUUAUAAAAGGCGAGUAUCUGAGACAGAAGAGCGAGAGACCAGCCGUCCUUCUACAGAUAAAGAUCUCUCUACAAAGAUCUCCUCCUGCGAUCAUCUCACACCUUCUACUGAACUUCAACAUCAAGUUCCUGCAGCUUGUAGUAGAUUUCUGCUCUCCAUCAUCUCAGACACUCCUCACAGAAUCCUUACACACUCCCCACACACUAAACACACACGCCUCACAAACAUUCCUCACACACACUCCUCAUACACUCCUCUCACACACACACUCCUCUCACACACACUCCUCCACUGUGCAUGAGGAUGAAGCUCCUCGCUCUGGUGCUCCUGCUCUCCACUUUCUCCUCACUGACCCUGACGAUGGUUGUCAAUUCUUUUAAACAAUCCUGUCCUUCAUUCUUCAUCCGAAACCCAGAAGUGAAAAAUGAAAUCAUCAUCCCCACUAUCUUCCAUGGAGAUCAGUAUAAGAAGAUUUGUCAGCUCUGGAAAAAAGCAACCAGAUUUGCCACCGUGUAUGACACUGUGAGGAGGAUCCCUGUUUACUCGGCCUACACGUUGUUAAAGGUAGAGAAGACUAAACGCAGCGAUGUAUGGAAAAUUGAACCUCAGCUUGAAGAUAUCAACGAAUAUAAAAACAAGAAAGAGAUGAUGGAUUCCCCGAGAGACCUGAAAACUUUGGGAAACAUAAUUAACCAGGCUGUGGACUUAGAUUAUGGAAAGAGUGUGUAUACUCGAGGUCAUGUGUUUCCACGUAGCUAUGCUGCUAAUCAGGAUCAAGCAAAUUCCACCUUCACUUUAACCAAUAUAGCACCACAAACACAAAACAGCAACGGGGCGUGGGCAAAGCAAGUGGAGGAACCGAUGCGUACUGAAAUAAAGAACAUUUGCAGGCUAGACCAAAAGCACCUGGCGUACAUUGUGACCGGGGUCGUUCCAGGGAAUAAUUGGAUAACGAUAACAAGAGGCGAAAACAAUUAUGAAAAAGGAAUUAAUAUCCCCAGUCAUUUUUGGAGCGCUUUCUGUUGCACCGGUAAAAAUGAUCAUAAGGAACUCAUAUCGAAGGCCUACAUCGCUGAGCUAGUGAACUUUAAUGUACUGAAGCUCUCCAUUAGCAGGCUGAAUAAACGACUCACAGAAUUGUAUGGUCAGAAUUUCAGUGUGUUUCCAGGAUUAUCAGUUGAGAAAAUACAGCCUCCUUUCUAACCUGAAAUUCUCUAUUUAAAUCUAAAAAUCGCAUAAAACAGCCUCAUUUAGUUAAAAACGUAUGUAACAAGAAACAUUAAAAUGCUCUAUUAUAUUCCAUCUCAUCUUCUGAUGGAUUUUUAAUUGUACUAAAUCAAGGUGUUUAUUUACGGCUGCUUCACACUCGGACAGCACAUGAUUUACAGAUAUCUCUAUAGAAGUAAACUCUUUUAGUCAUACUGAAACUUUAUUAGCUCCUGACCAAUCAGGUCACAGGUUAGGGGUGAGUGAGAAAAACAAACAUGGAGGACAAAGUGCUGGUAUAAAAUGAGUCUUAUUAGCGAAGGAAUAUAAAGAUAUUUACAUUAAUCUUUUUUUCAUCUGGAUUACUGAGAAUAAUAGAUCUGUUAGAAAAGUGUAAAAGCAGCGUAAAAGACACUUUGUUAACCUUCAUUUUUCCUGUAACACUUGUACACUCAUGCAAAAAGCUUUUUAAUCAACAUUGUUAGGUUUGCUUCUCUGCUAAUAAAAGCUAUUAUUAAACAUUAUGCAAAUAUUAUAUUCAGUAUAAUUACAUACAUUUCUGUCUGUUAAUUAUCCUGCAGAUCUUUAAUAAAACUUCAGUUUGCUGUGAA